AUGAAAAUCCUUGAAGAAAAGAACAUGGAUAGCUCAUCGAUACUCCAAAGCAACAUGACCCAAGUGUCCUUCCUGUACAGCAAGCUCAUAGUGUAUACACUGUUUGCUUUAAUAUUCUUGAUCAUAUUGGUGGUUUUGGUCUUCACUUGCUUUAUCAUAAUAACACUGAAUGUCUUCUUCACAACCCCACAAAUCCAGGACAGUGCUCGAUAUGUCCUCUUCGUCUACAUGCUCAUGAAUGAUACCUUCUUUCUCCUCUUGGGGUUCUAUUUUUUUCUUACAGUUGUCUAUAAAUUAUACAUUCCUGUACCUCUAUGUUACAUCUUGUACAUCCUCUCCUCAAUUACUUUUAGAAUUACCCCCUACAACCUGGCAGCCAUGGCUCUAGAACAAUACGUGGCUAUUUGUCACCCACUACAACAUGUAGAGCUCUGCACAGCCUAUAGAGCUCAUAUGGUCUUCAUCUUUAUAUGUUCCUUGUUGACCAUACCAUAUGCAGUUGAACUAUUUGUCAUGCUUUCCUCAAUGACAAAUAUAUUCCAUCUCUAUAUUAUAUGUAAGCAGGAAUUGCUGAUAGUAAAUCCCAUCCAGAAUGUUCUAAGAUCCAUCGAUCUAAUCCUGUCCUUCACCUUGGUGGGAACUGUCAUUCUAGUCACCUACUUUAAGAUCAUGCUGGUUGCUCGUAGAUUAAGUUCUCGGCCAUCUCCUGCUUCCAAAGCUGGAAAAACUGUCAUGCUCCACGCUUUUCAAUUGCUUUUAUGCAUGGUUUCCUUAUUGUCCCAAUUAACAGAAUAUCUUCCAAUCAAACAAGCUGGAAUUAUGCCCUUUAUAAACUUUUUGGCAUUUACUUGCAUUUCAAGAUUACUCAGUCCAUUGAUUUAUGGGUUCCGUGACGAAACUUUGAGAGAACAUAUGAAAAGGUCUUUACAACAUUUCUCUCGUGGUUUUUUUUUUUAA
Messenger RNA from Bufo bufo (common toad), 957 nucleotides. RefSeq names its product odorant receptor 131-2-like. Gene Ontology annotation, molecular function: G protein-coupled receptor activity. The record is from RefSeq and is a predicted model, not a curated record. Gene Ontology annotation, cellular component: membrane. Bases 1 to 957 code for a protein of 318 amino acids. The transcript has a single exon. Lineage: Eukaryota; Metazoa; Chordata; Amphibia; Anura; Bufonidae. Gene Ontology annotation, biological process: G protein-coupled receptor signaling pathway.